Colletotrichum orchidophilum is the source of this 159-nucleotide messenger RNA. RefSeq lists its product as uncharacterized. Lineage: Eukaryota; Fungi; Ascomycota; Sordariomycetes; Glomerellales; Glomerellaceae. The record is from RefSeq and is a predicted model, not a curated record. The coding region runs from base 1 to 159 and encodes 52 amino acids. The transcript has a single exon.
AUGUCUUUCCCGUCCCAAGUGGACCGAUCUUGUUCAGCUACUCAUCCUCCGGUCCGACCUCCAGUCCAUCGUUCUCCAGUCCUUCAAGGAUUACCGCCGUUCUCUGCUGCAGCCGCGCUCGUUGCUUUUUUGCCUCUUCUCUCCGUAUCCAUUCCCUAG